Misgurnus anguillicaudatus (oriental weatherfish) is the source of this 1860-nucleotide messenger RNA. Lineage: Eukaryota; Metazoa; Chordata; Actinopteri; Cypriniformes; Cobitidae. The record is from RefSeq and is a predicted model, not a curated record.
UAUUUAAAAUAUGUUUUUGAAUAGAUGUAUUCAAAUUUAAAUAAAUCUUGCAUAAGGAUUAGACUUGAGUUGGUGCUAGAUUGUGCACACAUCUAUAGUAUGCAUUCAAACACUGCCUGCAUAACACAUCCUUAAAACGUAUCAUGAUCGUUGCCUCAUAAACAAGAGCUGAGGAGGAGAAAUCACCUAGGUUUCAAAUAGAAAGCUGCUAGCAAAUGUAAAUAUUUAAAAAGAAAUCAUAAUAAAUGUGUCAUAAUCUUCAUUCCUUUAUAACCUCUUCUCCCGAGGUGACGUGAAGUGCUUGCUCUGGCAAGAUAAUCUUAAUAAUAUCCUGUAGUGUGUGAUGCACUAGGAUUUUUAAAUCCUGUAGUGUGAGCAUGUUUAAGAUUUGAGCGAAGAAUAUCUGACAAGAUUCUCCUUAUGUGUGUGCUGCAACCAGAUUUCAUAAUCUGCCAGGAUUUUAAAAAUCCUGUAGUGUGAGCCAGGCAUAAUACACGAUGUAACAACUCGUUGGAACUCAACAUAUGACAUGUUAGAACGUUAUGUGGAGCAACAGGCUGCCAUCUAUUCUGCCCUGAUCGACAAGGAUAUGAAAAAGAAAGUCAAGGACAUUUCCCUGUUAACUGACAGUGAAACAAAACUCGCAGAGGACCUCAUUAAUAUUCUCAAACCACUGAAGCAUGUAACCACCCUUAUGAGCACAGAAACAUCCCCCUCAGUUUCAAUGAUUAUCCCACUGCAGAUGAGGAUACUCAAAGCCAUGACAUCAAGUGCAGAGGACAGUACCACCAUCAAAGAAGCUAAGGCAGCCAUCACUUAAGACCUUAAAGCCAGAUACAAUGACCCUAUUGUUCAGGAUUAUCUACACAGAGCCACAGCACUGGAUCCAAGGUUCAAGUCUCUGCCUUACCUGGAAGAAGCCUGUGCUCAGAAAAUAUAUGAUGAUCUCACCAUGGACAUUGAAAAGCAGGUUCAACACAGUGAAGCCCAUGCGGCCUCGGCAGCGGAGCCAGGGCCAUCAGAGACCUCUCCUCCCCAGAAAAAAUCUGCCAUGGCAACGGUAUUUGCAGAUUUUUUUACAACAGAGGAAAGAAGCACAAAGUCUUUGUCCGACAUAAUUCGUGAAGAGGUCACCUCAUACAAAGCCACAGGCUGCAUCUAUGUGGAUGAAGACCCACUAGCAUGGUGGAAGUGCAAUGAGCAUAUGUUCCCACACAUUUCUAAGUUGGCACAACGUAACCUGGAUGUGCCAAGUGAGCGUGUUUUUUCAACGGCAGGGGACAUCGUCACUGCAAGUAGGUCUCGUCUCUUGACAGAAAAUGUGGACAAACUAAUAUUCUUGCAGAAAAAUAUGAAAAUAAAGUGAACAGAACAGUGUUGUUUUAAAACACUGCAGUGUGUUUGAUUUGUAUGCAACAUUUUAUACUGAUAGCCUGCAUUUUUGUUUUAAAUAUUAAAAAUAUUACAGUGGCACUUUAGGUUUACAUAAGAACUCCAGCUAUGUUUCCAAAUACUGCACUUUAAUUUCAAGUUAAAAAAAAGUAUCCUUACUCUCAGGGAAAUGAGGGAAUAGAAGCAUUGUUGAUACUGUACUGUUUUUGUGUUGAGCUGGUUGAACUUAUGCUUCACUUUAUGUUUAUGGCAUUUGCUAUGGUUAUAGCCUCAUUAUAGGCAAUUAUGUUUAAUAUAUUCUGACUUAUUUAAAAGUCUGAGCUUUAAGAGUUAAAUUCUUUUUCUUAAAUUAUACCAUUUUGUAAGAGCUACACUGAAGUUUACACUUUGUGUGCUAAAAAGGCACAUAAGUUCAUGAUGGCACAUUUUGAUUUUUUUGCCAAAUAAAUGAAAAGCAUGUUGAAAUUA